Microthlaspi erraticum is the source of this 939-nucleotide messenger RNA. NCBI's taxonomy places the organism in Eukaryota, Viridiplantae, Streptophyta, Magnoliopsida, Brassicales, Brassicaceae. The record is from the annotation of a GenBank genome assembly.
AUGAACGGAGAUGAUUCGAGCUUCGAGCAGUGUUACCGUUGUUACCCAGUCUCAUUCAUUGAAAAGGCUCAUCUUGAGAAGGGUGACAAAAUUAUCAUGCCUCCUUCCGCUCUCAAUCGUCUUGCUUCUUUGCAUAUUGAAUACCCAAUGCUGUUUCAACUGAGUAACGUCUCUGUUGGGAAGACUACUCACUGCGGUGUACUGGAAUUCACCGCAGACGAAGGCGUUGUUUUCUUGCCGAAUUGGAUGAUGCAAAACAUGUCUCUUGAAGAAGGAGACAUAUUGCAAAUCAAGAAUAUCAGCUUGGUUAAAGGGACUUACAUCAAGCUUCAGCCUCACACUCAAGAUUUCUUGGACAUUUCAAACCCAAAAGCCAUCUUGGAGACAACGCUUAGGAGCUACUCUUGCUUAACCACAGGGGAUACAUUCAUGGUUCCUUAUAACAACAAGCAGUAUUUCAUCAAUGUGGUUGAGGCUAAACCUUCUUCAGCUGUGAGUAUCAUUGAAACGGACUGUGAGGUUGAUUUUGCUCCUCCUCUUGAUUACAAAGAACCUGAGAAGCCACAAAAGUUGACUCCCUCAAAAAAGCGAUCUCUCGAAGUUGAGGAAGAAGAAGCAGCAAACAAAGCUCCCAAGUUCACACCAUUUACUGGAUCCGGAAAGCGCUUGGAUGGUAAACCGCAAACAAAAUCAGCCGAAGAAGAAGAAGAUACAAAACAACAGGCAAAGCCAACUGAGAACGGAAGAGACGAUGAGAAGUUGUCAAGCACCACGCCACGGCAAAAACCAGGGAAGCUUGUCUUUGGAUCAAACAGCAAACAAUCUGCAAAAGAAACUGUCAAAGUUGAAGCAAAGAACAUUGAGCAAGAGAGUUCAACUAAAUCCGAUGAUGCUAAGUUUCAAGUGUUCACAGGGAAGAAAUACUCUCUCAAGGGUUAA